AUGCCAUACUUCUCCUUAUCCAACAAUGACCUUGUCGACAACAACAAUGAAAACCACAACGACAACCACCACAACGACAACCACGUGCCAUCAACAGCCAUUCAGCAACAAUUUCUACAGCAGCAACAACAACUCUACCAACAGCAGCAACAACAACAGCAGCAACAGCAACAACUACAACAGCAGCUACACAAAACGACUCAUCCGAUGUUUAGAAAUCGCACACACGCUGAAAACGACGCUAUUGAAAAACGCCCGGACGAUUACGACGACGAUGGUGGCAAAAUAUUUGGUGGGAAAAAAGAUGAAGAUGACGUCAAAGGUAGCCAGCAUCCCUUGAAUUCUUUUCCUCAUCAUCCACAUUUUCCUCUUCCUCCUCAGCCACAGCAGCCACAGCAGCCACCAAAUUGCCGAACUGUUGCUCUCGGCAGCGUUUCCGUUAUUAAAAUUGCCCAAUUAUGUACUGAUAUUUCGCCGUCUUCGUCGUCGUCUUCUUCUUCUUCAUCAUCAUCGUCAUCAUCAUCAUCAUCGUCAUCAUCAUCAUCGUCAUCAUCAUCAUCGUCAUCAUCAUCAUCGUCAUUUUUAAUCAAGAAAUUGCUCAAAAUAAGAAGAGACGGUAACAAAGACAUCAGAAAUUACGCUAUUAUCGCUAAUAGUAACAACAACAACAACAACAACAACAAUAACAAUAAUAAUAAUAAUGAUGCAAUACAAUACAAUGGUAAUAAUAAUAAUAAUAGUAAAAAUAAUAAAACACGGACGUAG
This is a messenger RNA of Helobdella robusta, 765 nucleotides long. RefSeq lists its product as hypothetical. NCBI's taxonomy places the organism in Eukaryota, Metazoa, Annelida, Clitellata, Rhynchobdellida, Glossiphoniidae. The coding region runs from base 1 to 765 and encodes 254 amino acids. The transcript has a single exon. The record is from RefSeq and is a predicted model, not a curated record.